This is a messenger RNA of Prosopis cineraria, 1230 nucleotides long. RefSeq names its product ethylene-responsive transcription factor ERF071-like. NCBI's taxonomy places the organism in Eukaryota, Viridiplantae, Streptophyta, Magnoliopsida, Fabales, Fabaceae. The transcript has 2 exons. The record is from RefSeq and is a predicted model, not a curated record. Gene Ontology annotation, biological process: regulation of DNA-templated transcription; ethylene-activated signaling pathway. The coding region runs from base 97 to 1038 and encodes 313 amino acids. Gene Ontology annotation, molecular function: DNA-binding transcription factor activity; DNA binding.
UCUCUCUACUCCCUCCCUCCCUCCCUCCAACCCUCUCUCGUACACAUCGAUAGCGUGCCUUUGUCUGCUAGAUUCACCUCAAGCUGUGGAUUAAUCAUGUGCGGUGGUGCUAUCAUCGCCGACUUCAUCCCCCGCCACCGUGGGCGCCGCCUUACCGCCUCUGACAUCUGGCCCAACUCUUUCGGUAAGCCAAAUGAUGACUCCGACUUCGACUUCCAUUUUCCUCAAGCCGAUCACUCCGACUCCCGCAAAUCAUCCCAUCCUUCCCCAGCUGAUCAGCAAGCCGAGAAGCCCGUUAAGAGGCAGAGGAAGAAUCUCUACCGAGGGAUUCGACAGCGUCCCUGGGGCAAAUGGGCUGCGGAGAUUCGCGACCCCAGGAAGGGGGUUCGUGUUUGGCUCGGUACCUUCAACACUGCUGAAGAAGCCGCCAGGGCCUAUGACAGAGAAGCUAGGAAGAUCCGCGGCAAGAAAGCCAAAGUUAAUUUUCCCAAUGAAGACGAUGCCUACUCCCUCCCGGCUUGUCAUCCACCGCCUCCGCUCCGAUCCCCAAUCUCUCCCCUGUAUCCACAACAAUACGGCUCUAACCCAAACAAUGUGCCCAAGAGUUUCAAUUUGGAGUUUGGCUAUGAUCUGAACCAGGCGGGCACAAUUCCUUCCCUCGGUUUCGACACCGAUCCACCCCUUGUUUCCGGAGACGAACAUUCGGGAUGCGGGUCGGGCUCUGGUUCCGAGGGUGCCUACUCCACGAUGCAGUUGCUGGACGCAAAUAAGAACGCAAACGGCUAUUCUUCUCAGUGUUCAAAUGUGGACGUAGAAGGAAAAGGGAACAAGGCGGUGAUGGAAGCCGAAGAGAAGAACGAGAUACAGAAGCUGUCGGAGGAGCUGAUGGCGUACGAGAACUACAUGAAGUUUUAUCAGAUUCCAUAUUAUGACGGGCAAUCGACGGCGUCUAAUAAUGUCCAGGAAAACGUGGUGGGCGAUCUUUGGAGCUUUGACGACGAGGCCGUCCCCGACCCGGUGACCUCAUCGGCCCCGUGAUGGCUCGCGGUUGCCGGGCAGGGCGGAGAAACCGGAAUGAGCGACAGAACUGGCGAUUUAAGUUUGAAGCUUUCGAGUUGAAUUGUAAUGAUUUUCCGAUACAGUGUUUGGAUUUUGAUUACAUUUUGUUUUGUAUAAUUUUCUUGGGUGUAAUUAAAUUAAAUUCAUUCAAUUAGUUGAUUGCAGCGUCCA